UUAGGUGGGGGUAUUUUGAUCAUUCGAUCUCGCUCGUUUGAUAUCAAUCUUCAUAUAUAUUCUUCGAUCGAUCACGCUAAGUGUGAUAUAUAUGAAGAAGGGAGAUUCAAGGGUACUGAUCAUGAUCACAUGGCUGGCAGUCGUAGGGCUAAUUUUCGUGGUGUUUAAUGUAUAUACGAUAUCAAGAACAAAUUAUGUCAUGACCCAUUCAAUGAUCACCAAGAGUCAAGGCGCUGAUACAAACCGCUCGGUACCCAAAUCAAUUAGCCAUCAUGAGGAAAAACACAUGAUUACAGCAAAAGAUAUCAGCUGCAACCGAGCCCACAAUUUCUACGACAUCUGUUCGAUCAAGGGCCCAACAGUUCUGGACCCCACCAUCUCCACAUUCUUUCAAAUGGACCCCAUCAACUCAACCCCACAAAAGCCCUUGGUAGAAAAAGUCCGACCCUACGCCCGAAAGUGGGAGAAUUUCACAAUGUCCCGGAUCAAAGAGGUCACCCUUGUUUCAGGCCCGCCAUUCACAAAAUGUCAAGUGCAACACAAGGCCCCCGCUCUGGUAUUCAGCGCCGGUGGGUACACCGGAAACUUCUUCCAUGAGUUCAACGACGGCUUCAUCCCACUCUACAUCACCAUCAACACGAUCUUCCCCGACCAAGACAUCGUACUCGUGAUAUCCAAGGCUCGUGAUUGGUGGGUCAGCAAGUACUCUGAACUGUUGCGUGCUUUCAGCAAGUACCCUAUCGUAAACCUGGAUAAUGAUACAUCCACCCAUUGUUUUCCUUCUGCCAGUGUGGGCAUGAUCUCGCAUGGCUUCAUGACUAUCGCCCCUAAACUGAUCCCAAACUCAAAGACCUUCACCCAUUUCCGGGCCUUCCUUCACAAAGCCUAUGGCCAAAACCGCAAGGUCCAAAACCAUCUCUCUGUGUCUACCCCUAAAAAGUCUCGGCCACUUCUUGUUUUGCUUGGUCGCAGUGGCCGGGGCGUAGGCCGCCUGCUCUUGAACCAAAACGAAGUGAAACUCGAAGCAGAAAAGGUUGGUUUUAGUGUCGUUGUUUUCGAGCCAACGGCUGGAACAGCUUUGAGAGAGGCUUAUGCGUUGGUAAACUCGAGUCAUGCAAUGGUGGGAAUACAUGGUGCAGCGCUCACGCAUUCGUUGUUUCUGCGGCCUGGCUCGGUGCUUGUGCAAGUGGUGCCGCUUGGGGCGGAAUGGGUAUCGCGUGUGUGCUUCGAGAUAUCUGCUAGGGCCAUGGGGUUAGAGUACAUGGAGUAUAGGAUAAAAGCGGAGGAGAGUAGUUUGAUGGAGAAAUACAGCAAGGAUGAACCGAUAAUAAAAGACCCUGUUGCUUUCCGAGGAAGGAAUUGGUCCCCUGAGAUAAUGAGCAUAUAUUUGAAGGAACAGAACGUUAGGUUAGAUUUGGUUAGGUUUAGGGAGUACUUGAAGGAAGUGUACGUGAAAGCAAAAGUAUUCAUGGACAAGGAGGGAUAAUAAUGUGGGUUCUGGUAUUAAUCGGCCCGAUCAAAAUCAAGGACGUAAACUACCUUUUUCUUUCU
This is a messenger RNA of Juglans microcarpa x Juglans regia, 1551 nucleotides long. Its product is annotated as xylan glycosyltransferase MUCI21. The record is from RefSeq and is a predicted model, not a curated record. NCBI's taxonomy places the organism in Eukaryota, Viridiplantae, Streptophyta, Magnoliopsida, Fagales, Juglandaceae. The transcript has 2 exons. The coding region runs from base 92 to 1486 and encodes 464 amino acids. Gene Ontology annotation, molecular function: glycosyltransferase activity.